AUGAAGGGUGUGCUGGCAUCACACGGACAUGCUUUGGUUGAAAUAAAAUCUGAUGACUCGAUGAUUCACCCUGCCUUCCGAAAUGGUCUGGAUUUGAGCCUGGAUGAACUUCAAGCACCUGAGGAUGAGCAACUGGUCAAAGCGCCUGACUUCGCAAGCAGAACUAACUAA
Molecule: messenger RNA, 171 nt
Organism: Puccinia triticina
Lineage: Eukaryota; Fungi; Basidiomycota; Pucciniomycetes; Pucciniales; Pucciniaceae
Exons: 2
Coding region: 1-171 (56 amino acids)
Source: RefSeq, a predicted model, not a curated record